GAAACUGAAAAACAAUAGCUUUAUAAAUAACGUUUAUCCCUAUACGUUUUCGGAAAGCCUCGACUUCAUGUGAUGGUCCUCAGUUUUCCUGAACUCGAAUCCAAAUGGGUCCUAGUCUCCCGCUGCAAAGGUUUAUAUUGCAACUACCUUCACUUUUUUUUACCAUGUAUCUGACAUGACAUUGUGACAGAGAUUGAUUUGUGUCAAGCCACUUAAGAUUUUAUUCACAAAAUAUCGUUUAACCCAUCAGUUUUGAUUGUUUUCUUUUGGAGACCUCCUCAAUUUCAAUGGAUGGAUUUGCUUCUGCAAGUGUGGACACAGCAGUUUUCUUGUCAGCUGCUGUACACAACCCAUGUGGCACAGAGUGUACUCAGGAUUUCUAUUCAGGAUCCAUUUUUCAAGAGGAGACAGUCCUGUCUGACAGAGAAAGCUCAGACGUGCCUGGGUCCAAGGCAAAUAAAUGCCGUCUAUGCGACAAGGUAUAUGCCCGGCCUUCCACCCUACGCACGCAUAUGCGGACCCACUCAGGAGAGAAGCCUUACCAGUGCCACAUUUGCAUGAAGUCUUUCUCACAGGAUGCAAAUCUAACUGCCCAUUUGCGAAUCCACUCGGGGGAGAAGCCUUUCAAAUGCUUGGUGUGCGAUCGAAGGUUUGCCCAGUCCUCCUCUGUCACCACACACAUGCGCACUCAUACUGGUGAGCGCCCUUAUCGAUGCAAAAUGUGUUCUCGGGGAUUUGCCGACAGCUCCACUCUGACCAAACACCUGCGAACUCACACAGGAGAGAAACCAUACAAAUGUAAGAUUUGUCAACUUAAGUUUUCCCAAUCAGGAAAUUUGAAUCGACACAUGCGUGUACACGAACACGGCAUGUAAGCAAGCAAGCUUCUUCCAAGCCGAGCUAAUACGUCCGCAAAUCCAAUAUUGCUUGCAUCAUGUAUAAUUUUAAUGAAAUAGCAUGUCUCCCACUAAUUGUUUUCCUGGGAAUCGCUAUUUAAGAUACCUUUUAGAAUCAUAAUUUUGCGCUCAAUUUUGAGCGAACGAGAAGAAUUAACUGAAUACAAUUUUUCCUAUGAAUUGUUUGUAGAAUUUGUUUGUUUAAAGACGCCGGCCCUUUCGAAUGUCUCAUGUCUGUCCAAUUAGUUUAUUUGUCAAAUUAGGAAAAGUCCUUCCUUCUCUUUUCCUUAUUCCUCCCCCCUCCCUCCCCUUCUUCGUUUUUCUCUCCCCCCCCCCUUAAUUUUUUGCUUACCCCACAAAUUGACUGUGUGAAAGAGGCUUAGCUGCUCUGAGAAAGUUCUAUGGUUUUUACUUCCGCUG
Molecule: messenger RNA, 1316 nt
Organism: Pocillopora damicornis (cauliflower coral)
Lineage: Eukaryota; Metazoa; Cnidaria; Anthozoa; Scleractinia; Pocilloporidae
Product: protein glass-like
Source: RefSeq, a predicted model, not a curated record